GGAAGGAGGAGGGUGGAGGAGGGACGGGUCUCGAGAUGAAGAAUAAAAUCAUCGUCAUGCCCUGAGCCCGUCUGGACCUGCUCGAGUUCCCGGGUCCCUUCACCAGGACGUGUAUCGCAUCCUCGACAGCUCGACAGAUAACACCAACCGAAAACGCGAAUCCUAAAAAAAAACCAUGGAGGACAAAGAGAUCAUUGCCAGCAGCGCGCCGGCGUCCCACGACCUGAUCAGUUCGGCCGGGAGCGCGAACGCGUCGGCACCUCCUCCGACCGCUAAAGCUAAGACCGUCCACAAUGCCGAUCUGUACGCAGCUAUCCACGAGACCAAGAUCAACGCCAAGAGCAAGGAGUCGAUUCAUCUGUACUUCUCCAUCUUCGUCGCCUUCUGCUGUGCCUGCGCCAACGGAUACGAUGGAUCCCUGCUCACCGGCGUCAUCGCCAUGCAGCAUUUCCAAAACACCUUCCACAGCGGCACCACCGGCCCCAGCGUCUCCGUCAUGUUCUCUCUCUACACUGUUGGCGCAAUGGUCGGCGCCCCUUUCGCCGCCAUCCUCUCCGAUAGGUUUGGCCGUAGGGUUGCCAUGUUCUGGGGUGGCGUGAUCAUCAUCGUCGGCAUGAUCAUCGUGGCAACCUCCGGCACCAUUCCGCAGUUCGUCGUCGGCCGCUUCGUCCUCGGCAUCGGCAUCUCCGUGAUGACGGUUGCCGCGCCGGCCUACGCAGUCGAGAUCUCGCCCCCGCACUGGCGCGGCCGGGCCACCGGGUUCUACAACUGCGGUUGGUUCGGUGGUUCCAUCCCUGCCGCCGCUGUGGUUUACGGCUGCAACUGGAUCGACAACGAUUACUCCUGGAGAAUCCCCCUGAUCCUGCAGGCGUUUGCCUGUGUGAUUGUCAUGGCCUCUGUUCGCUUUAUCCCCGAGAGCCCUCGAUUCCUCAUAGCCAACGGCCGCGAAGAGGAGGCCAUCGCUUUUCUAGCCAAGUACCACGGCAACGGUGAUCGUAACUCCAAGCUUGUGCAGCUCGAGAUCGAGGAGAUGAAAGAGGGUAUCCGCCAGGACGGCAUCGACAAGCGGCCUUGGGACUACCGCCCCUUCUUGCUGACUCACAGCGGGCGCUGGCGGAUGGCUCAGGUGCUGAUGAUUUCCAUCUUCGGCCAAUUCUCCGGCAACGGUCUAGGUUACUUCAACACCACAAUCUUCCAGAUCAUCGGCGUUACGGCUGUCGACCAGCAGCUCGCGUACAAUCUGCUCAACUCCGUCCUGUCCGCCAUCGGCGCCCUAGCAGCCGUCACGAUGACCGACACGAUGCCCCGACGUAAGGUCCUAGUGAUUGGUACUUUAGCUUGUGCCGCCGCUCUGGCCACCAACUCGGGUCUCUCCGCCGCCCUCGAUUCUCAAGGACAGAAUAUUGAGAGCUCCUAUGCUAAGGGUGCCCUGGCGUCGUACUUCCUCUUCAACAUCAUCUUCUCCUUCACCUACACCCCGCUUCAGGGUGUGAUCCCCACCGAGGCUCUGGAGACCACUACGCGAGCCAAGGGUCUUGCCGCGUCUGGAAUCAUCGUUAACGCUAUGGGCUUCAUUAACCAGUUCGCCGGCCCCAUCGCCCUAGGCAACAUCCAGUACCGGUACAUCUACGUAUUCGUCGGGUGGGACGUAGUCGAGGCGCUGCUCUGGUUCCUCUUCGGUGUCGAAUCCCAAGGCCGCACCCUCGAGCAACUCGAAUGGGUCUACAACCAACCCAACCCCGUCAAGGCCUCUCUCAAGGUCGACAAGGUCAUCGUCCAAUCCGACGGCAGAGUCACAGACAAAGUGAUCGUAGAGCCAACCGUCUAAAGUUGAAAUGUCAUCAGAACGUGGCGUCGUGUCGAGUUUUCUUUUCACUUAGCGUGAACGGCGCAGCUGCAUAUGCAUGUGUAUUGGCUGUCGGGCGUGAGGAUAGGGUCGGAUAGAAGAACUUGUCACUAGGCAUGUGGGAGGUCCGUAGUCAGUUCGUAUAUGGCAACAACCUAAUAAUAUCUACGUAUACCUUUUCA
Molecule: messenger RNA, 2028 nt
Organism: Durotheca rogersii
Lineage: Eukaryota; Fungi; Ascomycota; Sordariomycetes; Xylariales; Xylariaceae
Product: general substrate transporter
Exons: 9
Coding region: 176-1828 (550 amino acids)
Biological process (GO): transmembrane transport; carbohydrate transport
Cellular component (GO): membrane
Molecular function (GO): carbohydrate:proton symporter activity
Source: RefSeq, a predicted model, not a curated record